Messenger RNA from Epinephelus moara (kelp grouper), 2922 nucleotides. It is a transcript of the gene insm1a, whose product is annotated as insulinoma-associated 1a. Lineage: Eukaryota; Metazoa; Chordata; Actinopteri; Perciformes; Serranidae. Gene Ontology annotation, molecular function: DNA-binding transcription repressor activity, RNA polymerase II-specific; RNA polymerase II cis-regulatory region sequence-specific DNA binding. Gene Ontology annotation, cellular component: transcription repressor complex; nucleus. Gene Ontology annotation, biological process: regulation of cell cycle process; negative regulation of transcription by RNA polymerase II; neuron differentiation. The transcript has a single exon. Bases 188 to 1531 code for a protein of 447 amino acids. The record is from RefSeq and is a predicted model, not a curated record.
GUCGCCUUAAAAAGAGUGCAGCUAUGUUGUGGUGAAAGCACCUCGGGAGGAGAACAGAGGAUCAAUAGCAGCAGGAAACAACAACAAAAAGACGCAUCAGAUGUUUCUGUCCGCCAGCGGCUGAAAGUGGAUUUCUUCUCCCCGCAGCAGCGUCCAAAGUGCCUUCAGCUCUCCAUCCAGCGCGAACAUGCCGAGAGGAUUUUUGGUGAAAAGGAACAAGAAAACCAACCCGGUGUCCUACCGGGUCCGCUCCGAUGAAGAGGAAGCGGAGCAAACAGCUGCUGAUGCGCCGCCGCUGUCCUCCUGCGCACCUCUCGCCUCCUUCCCGGUGCGCGCACAGACGCCGACGCCCACCUGCGGGGCGGCGGCCACGGUUCCGGAGCAGGUCGCCAGACCGGUGCAAUUCGGGAACCCGGAGGCUGUGUACCAGGCGCUCUACAGCCCCACCCGCCCUGUCAGCCAGGACCAUGACCGCUCCUACUUCGAGAGACGCUUCAACCUCGGAUCACCAGUUUCCGCGGAGUCUUUCCCUACACCAGCAGCGCUCCCCGCUUUGGACCACCUCUUCGCCCCGGUGGACCUGAAAAUCGGCUCCAGCAACAGCAGCCGCACCGAAACAAGCGCCACAUCCACCGCGGCGCUCCCCACCGCUGGGACCAAACGGCCAUCCAGCGACACCGAGCGCAAAGGCAAACCGUCAUCCAAGAAAACCAAAGCUAUCCGGAAACUGCACUUUGAGGAUGAUGUCACCACAUCUCCGGUUCUCGGGCUCAAGAUUAAAGAGGCUCCGGUGGACCAGAAGACACCCAAACCGCAGCCACCCGGAGGUGACAACAUCCCGAUGGGUGAAUUCGUGUGUCAGCUGUGCCGGGAGGCGUACGCGGACCCGUUCGCUCUGGCGCAGCACAAGUGCUCCAGGAUAGUCCGGGUUGAGUACAGGUGUCCCGAGUGUGACAAGGUGUUCAGCUGCCCUGCUAACCUCGCCUCGCACCGUCGCUGGCACAAACCGAAGCCGCAGAGCGGAGCUCCCGGUGUGCAACAUUUGGAGAGCGACAAGGCGGCCGCGUGCGGUAAGACAGCGCCGGAGGAAGCGAAGGAUUCUAGUGACAGGGACACACCCAGCCCCGGACCGUCCGAGUCCGGCUCAGAUGAAGGGCUGUAUGAUUGUAAUCACUGUGGGAAAAAGUUUAAACGCCAAGCGUACCUGCGGAAGCACCUGGCGUCUCAGCACGGCUCACCAAAACCGGCGGCGGAGGACGAGGACGCGCCGGUGUGCGAGCAGAGCGCGGCGCCGCUGAACCUGAGCUCCUCCACCUGCCACCCGUGUCCGGUCUGCGGGGAGAACUUUUCCAACAGAGGCAGCCAGGAGCGGCACAUCCGCCUGCUGCACUCCUCACAAGUGUACCCGUGCAAAUACUGCCCCGCCGUCUUUUACAGCUCCCCGGGACUCACUAGACACAUCAACAAAUGCCACCCGUCCGAGAACCGGCAGGUGAUCCUGCUGCAGAUGCCGCUCCGCCCCGCCUGCUGAUCCGGGGCUGCUUUCACACUGUCAGAUAACAACCAAGUCCAGCCUUGUUUCAGAAAGGAUUUUAGGGUUACACUGCAAAAAUACCAGUUUGUUUUUUAAAUGUUGGCUCCUAAAAAGUACUUUUUUAAAACCGUGUGAAAAACAUAUGGCACUUUGGUGAGAAGAUGUAACUCUGUUUGACUUUACUGUGAUGGGAGUGAUUUAUUUUCUUGUUUCUUAUUUGGUUAAAAAACCACCAAAUUCUAAACAGAUCUCCUAUUUUAACACACUGAACUCCAAAUUUCUUAAACACUUCUAAAACAAUGUGUCUCAUUUUGCCUUAUUUGGGGAAUUUAAUUCAAGUAAAUGCACAAAUCAAUACAGAGGAAUUUGUCCUUGCAUCACCAUUUCCUGGCAGCUUUUGAGGUAAAAGAAGAAAUGAAAGGGUAUUUUUUGCAGUGUGACUCCUACAGUAACGAUAAUGUGACUCACAUGCACCAAUUUGUAGAGGUCAGAGGUCAGCCGCUCACCUGCAGCUGGCAGGGAUUCAGUGCCUUGCUCAAGGACACUUCAGCAGGUUCUGGGUGUGUGUUUGAACCCUGCCCUAUAACGCCCCCCCCCCCCCCCCCCCCCCCCCCCCCCCCCNCCCCCCCCCCCUCCCCCAUCUCUGACGUCAUACUCUAAACACUUAAAGGUUAGACUGUUAAUUUAUUUUUCUAGCAUCUCUGCACAAGUGCUAUUAGCUUCUAGACCUAAGAGAGGGGACGACCUGUAGCCGAUAAAAAGCAGAAUUCACAGGCCUGAGAAGACCUUAUCUCAUCACUCUGAUUAGCUUUAACAUAGCUUGUGGAUCUGUGGAUCAGUAGCUGUUGCCUGAAAACAAAAAAAGAGAGUAAAACUAGUGUAGCCGGUAAUGCCUUUGGAUUAGAAACUCCUGCUGUAAAACUGCCUUAAACUGAUCUGAUUGUCUUUUGAUUACUUAUUUAUCACUGGCUGGGUACGAUAUGAUUAUUAUUUUUUACAAAGCCUUCUGUAUUACCAUUAUACAGUAUAUCAAACUCCUUUUCUUCUAUUUAUUUAUGUAUUUAUUAAAUUAUUUGUGUAAAUUAUUGCUCUGUGUGCUCUGUGAUCUGUUGCCGUGUUUUUCUUCACGAUGUAGCCAAAUUUAUUUUCUUUAACUUAUAUGAAAACGGUGAGAGGAGGACGGUGUGUUCAAGUGACAUUAUAGCAAUCAAUGAGUUCUAUCAGCCGCUCCUGAAUAAAUAAUAAUGAAUGCAAUCAUUGAUUUCACUUUGUAUUUUUGUUUUUUGUUUUUUUGGUUUCUUUGUAACCAUUGGCUCUUAUACUGCUUUGGAUGUUUCUGCAGUAUUUUGCUAAAUGUCCAAAUAUAAUAAAAACCAAACUGAGAAACA